This is a messenger RNA of Histoplasma capsulatum G186AR, 1176 nucleotides long. RefSeq lists its product as uncharacterized. The transcript has a single exon. The record is from RefSeq and is a predicted model, not a curated record. Bases 259 to 1176 code for a protein of 305 amino acids. Lineage: Eukaryota; Fungi; Ascomycota; Eurotiomycetes; Onygenales; Ajellomycetaceae.
UCCCCUCUGGGGAGGUAGCGACGCUAAGGUCGCUGUUCUCGACGACAACUGGCCAUUCCGCUGGUCCAGCAGUGCCCCCAACUCGAGCAACAGAGCUUCACUUCGAGAAGCCGGAGAACUCCUGUCAGGCAAGUCGAUAUUAAAAUUAAACAGGUCAAGGCCUCUGGGAAAGUAAAAAGAGCAAAUUACAUGUCGGGAAUUGACGCUUUGAUAUAAAAAAUCAAUUCUGUGAAUACAAUUGCAAUUGGGUUUAUAACAAUGCCCCCCGACAGAUCAUGUUUUACGGCACUGAACCUGCCGCCAAAUUUUUCCUGCCCGGAGCGCAUGGACUAUUUUACUCUGGCUGCAGCACCUAACACUGAUUUAUGGCGCAAACCGCCGGACCGCGACACCUCGACAGCUCCCAUCUUGUUCACAUCGCUGUUGCAACCAUUCGUUAUUGCGGAAGUGACAGUCACGGCGGAUUGGGAGAUGGAAUGGGAUCAGGGCGGCCUGGUUAUAUUCGCUGGCCCAGCACCGUCCCAACAAGCACUGCCACCCUCAAAUAUUGGCCGUAAUAAUGUUAAUGAUAAUAUUACUCAUAACACACACGUCAUCCCCUCAGCCCAACUACCUCGAGAGCAAACGGCACCACCUCCAUACCCGCAGCCAACCCGGCACACUCCCUGCAAAUGGGUAAAGGCCGGUCUGGAGUUUUCCUCCGGAACCGUCAAUGCUUCCUCAGUGAGCGCUACGUCGGAUGGUGCAGAUUGGUGUCUAUCACCAUUGGCACCCGCUAACCAACCCACAACAAUCAACUCGCUGCGGAUAAAGCUCGAGCGCGUCGGCCACUCACUCUGGGUCUGGUACCAGCUGCCUUCAGCCGUCUCCCCUUAUGCAUGCACGCCUGGUGCGUUGAGUGAUACCUGGCGAAAGCUUCGCGAGGUCACCUGGUUCUUUUGGGGUGUUGAGGACAAGAGUGUCCAUGUUGGCGUAUAUGCUAGUCGUCCAUCAAAUUUUUCGAUAAGCAAUAGCGUCUGGGAAACGAGGAAUGGGAAUCGCUUCGUCCAGGGUGGGACUCCGGAGCAAGGGCAAGGGGCUGUGGCUGGCGGGAGUGGAAUCGUAAAUCGUUCCAUGGACGACGACGCGGGACCCGACGGGCUGGUUGUGGAGUUUGAGGAUCUGGAGAUCUUUUGA